Messenger RNA from Mus caroli (Ryukyu mouse), 2334 nucleotides. RefSeq names its product cytohesin 1 interacting protein (gene Cytip). Gene Ontology annotation, cellular component: cell cortex. NCBI's taxonomy places the organism in Eukaryota, Metazoa, Chordata, Mammalia, Rodentia, Muridae. The record is from RefSeq and is a predicted model, not a curated record. Gene Ontology annotation, biological process: regulation of cell adhesion. Gene Ontology annotation, molecular function: protein binding.
CCUCCCUCCGUGCAAGGCUCAGCUCUGCCAUUAGUCCAGUCGAUACUGCCUCCUCUAGCCUGCUUCAACACAGAAAAGGAACGCAAGGUUCUCUCAGGAGCGCUGGAGAGUAGGAGUGACCUCCUCUAUAGGCUUUGUGCAACAGUGUCUCAAACCACAGCAGUCACAUGGGUUCUGUUGGCUUCGCUACUUUUUCGACUGCGUGUCAGAGGGCUGUGCAUUUCGCUUCCUCCCUCCUGCAAGGCCAGGGAACCAUGUGUUGGCGGGAUUAAUCUUUGCCCACAAUGUCUCUGCAAAGGCUUCUGCAGCGGCAGGGCAGCAAUGGCAAUUUGGAGUACUGUGCUGACUCUGCCUACGGCUCCUACUCCGUCCUCACCGGCCAGCUCACGAUGGAAGACAACCGAAGGAUUCAAGUGCUGGCAGACACUGUAGCUACUUUGCCCCGGGGACGAAAGCAGCUCGCGUUGGCCAGAUCAAGCUCUUUAGGUGAUUUUUCCUGGUCUCAAAGGAAGGUUGUUACUGUGGAAAAGCAGGACAAUGGAACAUUUGGAUUUGAAAUUCAGACCUACAGAGUCCAGAACCAGAACAUCUGUUCCGCAGAAGUGUGCACUAUGAUCUGCAAAGUGCAGGAAGACAGCCCCGCUCACUGUGCUGGCCUGCAAGUUGGUGACAUCUUUGCAAAUGUCAAUGGUGUGAGCACAGAAGGCUUUACUCACAAACAAGUGGUUGACCUGAUCCGAUCAUCAGGAAAUCUGCUAACGAUAGAGACUCUUAAUGGAACAAUGAUUCACAGGAGAGCAGAACUUGAAGCAAAACUGCAGACUUUAAAGCAAACCUUGAAGAAAAAAUGGGUGGAACUCAGGUCUCUGCACUUACAGGAACAGCGCCUGUUGCAUGGAGACACAGCAAACUCCCCAAAUUUGGAAAACAUGGACCUCGAUGAGUCGACCUUGUUUGGAAAUCUGCUGGGGCCGAGUCCAGCCCUCCUGGACCGGCACCGACUAUCCAGUGAGAGCAGUUGUAAGAGCUGGCUGAGCUCCCUCACAGUGGACAGUGAGGAUGGCUACCGGAGCAGUAUGUCUGAGGACUCCAUCCGGGGUACCUUCAGCCGACAGACCAGCACCGACGAUGAGUGCUUUCACUCUAAGGAUGGAGACGAGAUUCUGAGGAAUGCUUCUUCCAGGAGAAACCGGAGCAUCAGUGUCACUAGUAGUGGGUCCUUUUCUCCCUUGUGGGAGAGCAAUUACUCAAGUGUGUUUGGGACCCUGCCCCGGAAAAGCAGACGGGGAAGUGUCCGGAAACAAAUUUUGAAAUUCAUCCCUGGCCUUCAUCGCGCAGUGGAAGAGGAGGAGAGUCGCUUUUGAUGGGCUGCUGCAGACCUUUUGAAUUGGCUUGUUUCACAAUCCUCUCUCUACCCGCCAAGAUGAACUCCUGGCUUAGUGGGAAAGUACAGAUAGACUGUGAAGUUCACAUCCCAUUUCACAGUAGCAGUGACCUUUAAGUUCUUAUAUUGUUAUUUUGGGGUCUUAUAUCAGAGGGUUGUUUUUGUUUGUUUGUUUGUUUGUUUUUCAAUCAGUAGUGUUCAACUUCUAAGCAGACAUCAGGAGAGGGAAGUAAUAGGUUAAAUAAUAUAAGAAUAUGUCUGCUCAUUCUAAUGCUGGCCAGGAAAGUACAAAAAUGUUUAUUAUACUGACCAUGCAUGUAAAAGGUGGAGAAUUCUUAGAUCAAGUAUGAAUAUAGACUGAAAGAAUAUAAUUAUUGGGUUGCUUUUAAUAUGUUAAUUUGAUAGACUACAAAACCUCCUAUUUGCUUCAUUUACUCUGUAGCCUCUGGGGGGAGCUUGCCCAAGAGAGAAUUAAAAUUGUUUUCAAACCAUUAAAGGAUCAUAAAACAUAGGACCAUAAGUAUCUUCUCACUUCAGCAGUGACAGUGAGGCAGGAGAGAUGCCCAGUAUUGGUGCAGAGGAGAGCUCUUGGUGCUGGGAUCCUAUGCCACUCCCCACUCCAUCUCUAAACAAAGUGAGUGAGACUCUCAUUAUUUUCGCCCAUCUCAAUUUUUAUUUUCUGCCUGAACAUUCAUGCCAAGGCCAGAAAUCUCAGGAUCAAAUCUAUAGAUCUGUGAUUGUAUUUUGCUGCAAAUGUCUAAAAUUCUAAAAAUGAGAAUGGGGAAGGAACAUUUCUUCUGUAUGUUUAUCUCCUGCUACACGUCAUUAAACAUUCCACAUAGGUAUCACCUCAGCUCCCAGUUCCUUGUUAGCCGUGCUUGUAUUGUACUCUCACCUGUCAAUCAUGCUCUAUGUUAUUUCAACAUCCAUUAAACUCUUUGUUCUGGUGA